Benincasa hispida (wax gourd) is the source of this 1705-nucleotide messenger RNA. RefSeq names its product phosphoglycerate mutase-like protein AT74. Lineage: Eukaryota; Viridiplantae; Streptophyta; Magnoliopsida; Cucurbitales; Cucurbitaceae. Gene Ontology annotation, molecular function: catalytic activity. The record is from RefSeq and is a predicted model, not a curated record.
CGAUGUUUAAAAACCAAAUACUCGUACAAAAUCUUAGGCCAUCUGCACUGCAAUGUUCAUCGUCGAAUCAACGCAAGGGAUACAUUCACAAUUCAAUUUCACGCAACCCAAAUCCAUAAAUUCUUGAUUUUGCAUUUCUCUAUUCACAAUUUGAAUCACAAAACCCAAAAGAUUUUGAUCCAAAUCUGGAAACCGAUGCGACCGAAGAUCGAAACCGAGCAGAAUCACAGCCAUCGGAAGCCAAUCUCCAUCCUCCCAAAGCGGAUAAUCUUGGUCCGCCACGGUGAAUCUCAAGGCAAUCUCAACUCCGCAACCUACACCACAACCCCCGAUAACAAAGUUCCAUUAACAGAAGAAGGUUUGAUUCAGGCUCGAAUCGCCGGUAAAGAGCUUCACAGAUUGUUGUCCAAUGAUGGAACGAACCCUCAUUGGCGAGUCUACUUCUAUGUUUCGCCCUACGAGCGCACCCGAUCCACACUCCGUGAGAUCGGCCGUGCGUUUUCGAAGAAGAGGAUUAUUGGCGUUAGGGAGGAGUGUAGAAUCAGAGAGCAGGAUUUUGGGAAUUUUCAAGUGGAGGAGAGGAUGAAGGUUGUGAAGGAGACGAGGGAGAGAUUUGGGAGAUUCUUCUAUCGCUUCCCUGAAGGAGAGUCCGCUGCUGAUGUUUACGAUCGCGUUUCCAGCUUUCUUGAGUCCUUGUGGAGGGACAUAGACAUGAACAGGCUCCGCCACAACCCUUCCCAAGAUCUCAAUCUUAUAAUCAUAUCUCAUGGGCUGACAUCUCGUGUCUUCCUCACGAAAUGGUUCAAGUGGACGGUCGAGCAAUUUGAGUACCUGAACAAUCCCGAAAACUGUGAAUGCCGGGUGUUGCAGUUGGGAGAAGGUGGGGAAUACAGCUUAGCGAUUCAUCACACAGAGGAAGAAAUGCUGGAAUGGGGGCUUUCUCCUGAGAUGAUAUCUGACCAGAAAUGGAGAGCAAGUGCCCACAAAGGUCAAUGGAAUGAAAGAUGUCCCUGGUAUCUUGAUGCUUUCUUUGAUAACCUAGCUGACUCAGACGGUGACGAUAGCUCUGAUGAACCAUGUCAGAAUCAUGACAAACUAGUUGAAUCUUGUUCAAGUGUAGCCGUCACAGAGGAAUGACACUUAUACUUUACAUUCUUUGAAUUUGAUAGGUUGAUUGUUCUCUCUGCUUAUAGUUUUCUUGGUUUUGCAGAGUAUUAUUUGGGGUUUGCAGGAAAAUAUUCAUUCUUUCUUAAAUUGUUAAAGAUACAGGGAUCUGAUCUGAUGGGUUGAAAGCGCUACAUACGAUCGGGACCGGGACUGCCUUAAAAGAAAUUAGUGAAGGUGAUCGGCGGUAGUUUAUAGUUCAUGGUUUGCUGAUUGAAAUGUGCAUUAUGAGGUUCAUUUGAUUUCUAUAAUAGAGAGCCAAUAUGCAUUUUUAUAUUCAGAUUUUAGAUUAGGCAGAGAGAGAGGGAGCUUACUGUUUUCAAUUAACAGGAUUGCCAAAUCCUUGAUGAAUGGGGAGAGGUAUAUUGGUUAAUUCACCAGAUCUUAAAAGGGUCAGAAUUGAUCAAGGGUGGAAAAGGAUGGGUAGGGUUAAAACAUCCAUCUGAAAAUAGUUACUUUUUACUUUAUAAGUUAAAAAGAGCGUAGAGUGAUUUUGAAAUUGUUAAAAUUACUUUUAUCAUGUUUAAAAUUACUUCAAACA